Messenger RNA from Triticum urartu, 1083 nucleotides. The record is from RefSeq and is a predicted model, not a curated record. Lineage: Eukaryota; Viridiplantae; Streptophyta; Magnoliopsida; Poales; Poaceae.
AUGUCAUUUGCCAGCGUGUCUCUCGUCGGCGAUGGCAAGGCCGUCGGCCACGCCAUCGACAUCCCCACUGCCAGUGGGUACCACCUGCUUGUGGUUAACCGCUACUCGCACACCAAAGCCACUAUAUCCAAUGGCACGAAGAUCGUCUCUCUCCCUUUCAUGAUAGGAAGUCAUCGUUGGCGCAUCAGCUACUAUCCUAAUGGCGACCGCUCAGGGAGCGCCGACUCAAUAUCUCUCUUUCUACGUCUUCUUGACGAAGAUGUUGCAGAGGCUUUAAACGUGCAGUCCAUUUUUAGUUUUGUCGACGACCAUGAGAAGCAAGAUUCAGCAUAUAUACGUGCAAGCAAGGCAGAUAUCUUCUCAAGCUGUAAGAGAUGUUGGGGUUACAAGAAUUUCAUGAAAAGAGACGUCCUUGAGAAAUCAAAGCAUCUAAAGGAUGAUUGUUUAACCAUCCGAUGUGACGUCGCCAUUGCCACGACAGUUGAUCUCUUCAUCAAGGUACCGCCUUCUAGUAUAAAACAGCAUAUUAGUGACCUCCUCCUGUCCAAGAAGGGCACAGACAUGACAUUCAUGGUGUGUGGUGAGAAGUUUGCUGCCCAUCGAUGCAUGCUUGCAGCUCGAUCUACAGUCUUCAAGGCGGAGCUGUUUGGAUCCAUGAAGGAGCGCAAAAUAGGAAGCGUCAUAGAUGUAGAAGAUGUGGAGGCAAAAGUGUUUGGUGCCUUGCUUAACUUUAUUUACACCGAUUCACUGCCUGACAUGGAGAUAGACAUGUCGGAGGAUGAAGGAGAAGCCCAAGAAGCACUGUGGUUGCAACACUUGCUUGCAGCGGCCGAUAGAUAUGCUCUCCAAAGGCUGAAAGCACUCUGUGAAGAAAAGUUGUGCACUCACAUAAACGUGAGCUCGGUGACGACUAUUCUCACUCUAGCUGAGCAGCACAGCUGUUGUGGAUUGAAGGAGGUUUUUUUUGAGUUCAUAAAGACUCCGGCUAAUUUGAAGGAGAUAACGGCUGCUGACGGCUUGGAGGAAAUAACUAGAACCUGCCCAUCUCUUCUAAAGGAGCUCAUUGCUAAGUUCGCUUCCUAA